Molecule: messenger RNA, 3615 nt
Organism: Echinostoma caproni
Lineage: Eukaryota; Metazoa; Platyhelminthes; Trematoda; Plagiorchiida; Echinostomatidae
Source: the annotation of a GenBank genome assembly
AUGUACGUUUACUUUCUAACUGAUUGUGUCGCAUUGUCGUUUACAGCCGCCGGAGAGGUUUGUCAAGGUACUUUUGAAUUUCCAUCCCGUUUGUCGAAAUUGCUGACCAUGACCGAUUGCGGAAAUAUUAGUCGCUUGACCGUGAUUAAAUCUCUGGGUCCCCGUCUAGUUCCGUUCUUCAAGACAUUCGCUCUGUUCUAUGUUAUUUUCCCAAAACAUGAAUCAUCAAUCGGUUAUUGUAUUUUCAAGUGCGCGCCUAUCCUCUGUUUAGUCGGAUUUGUCCUUAUGUACGGGAUGCGAUUACCCCAGAAACGCUCUUACGCACAAAAAGUUCUGUUAGGUCUCAUAUUUUCCUGCAUUGGUGAUGCCUUUCUAGUCUGGUCACCUGUGUAUCUAAAGCACGGAAUGUUUUUCUUCGCUUUGGCACAUUUGUUGUAUGUGUCUGCUUUCGGUUGUCAUCCGCCAGCUCUGUCUCUCCUCUGGAUUGUUCUUGCUGUGAUUGUGAGCGUAUGGAUGUGUUGUUUUUCCGGUCUAAGCGGUAUAUAUCAUGUCGUGGGACCAGUUUACGGUCUAAUUUUGGGUCUGAUGAUCUGGAGAGCUGCUGCACAGGUGUUCAAAGGUGGACAUCCAAUCCCGUGGACCUCGAUCUCACGAGCACUCGGUGCCACUCUUUUCGGUGUUUCGGAUGCACUUUUAUCGAUGGACAUGUUUUUUGCUCGUGGCUCACCGCUCUCUGUGCUCAUUUUGCCCACGUACUAUGCUGCUCAGUUGUGCAUCACUGUCUAUGUGCAGUGCCAUGGACUGCGCAUGCCCAAAGCACAGCGUAUCGCUUUGCUUAACCUUACCCUGAGUAUGGCCUGUUGUCCGAACCUGGAUCCAGUGAUUUGUUUUCGGGCAAUCAAUUUGUCCAAAUUACUGAUGGUACGUAUGAAGACGUUGACCACCAAGUCUAUCCAGCUGGACUGGCGACGUUUCCAUGACAUGUUUCAGUGGCUCACAGUCACUGUCGAAGUUCGUUUGGAUUUGGUAAGAUGGCCACGCCGCGAAGUCGAAAACCUUGUCUCGGUUAUCCGUAUGGCCAAAAGAUUCUUCCCGAUUUCAUGCAUAGAAGAAAUUUGGCUGGAUUUUCGUCAUCACAUCCUCGAGCGUAUGUUGAACGGAGUUGGCCAGCAUACGUUCGACUUCCUACGCUUGUUAAUGCCAUUGUCUCCGAAAAGUUUCGAUCACAUCAGUCGAACGUGGCUACCGGAUAUCAUUGAUCUGUGGUAUAUCAUUACGGAUUUCAGCAAACCUUUCCACGAUGUAGUCGGUGUAUUGGCCCAAGUGGCUCGUUUUUGCCGGGGUCGCGUGGAUUGGGAGCCCCACUUAGAACGGGUGUUCUGCGGCUUACUUCGAGCUAUCACGUUACCUCACGGCCCAGUCAGUAUGGAUGACACAGGCGGACUGCAAAUCAAACCGUCAAUGAUCGAUCCAUACGCGGAACUGUUGGCCAAUGCUAUUGGCCCGGAUCGGCCCAACUCUCGGUCCACUGUGAUCGAAAGACUCACAGAUUUCUACAAAACCGUUGAACCAUUCUAUCAUCCAUCCAAUCCGAGAGUCUCAUCCGCUCUAUUGAUCUCGUUCACGCAUCACUUUGUGUGCAGUUUGAACAGUCGCCUCAGAGAUGAACUUCUGCCCCCGGUGGAACAAGCCGAGGAUAUGGGCUUGCCUCCCGUCGAGUUUAACCUCACCGUGGAACAAGUGGAUGAUAUUGUCCGCCUCAUCUUGCCUGUCGUACUGGAUCAUAUGUUGUUCUUCAAAUUCGAGCGGACACUAAUUAAAGUGGCCCGGACGAUCGAUAUCCUGGCACGCCUUCGACCGGCCCUCGUACUGCCUGCCCUUUUAUCUGCCCUGGAAGAGGGUGUUAAUCGACCGGAAAGUCCACUACGCUACACCCGUCCGUUGUACGCACUGUGCUUUUGUGUGGCUGGCCUGUGCCACGUCCGAUUCCCGUUGUUUCUCCAAGGUGGUGGUGCACGCUCUUUUAGAGCUGUGGACAGUUCCGGGGCGGGCUCAGCGGACUCUGACGAGGAUUUAGAUGAACAACCUGAAAACGGUGCCGGUGCACACGACCACACUCCGGAUGAAGGACCCGACUUUGUUGAAAAUGCUUUGGAUCCCGCUCUGGUCGAGGAUUCGGUGGACUCAACUAUUGGACAGAAAAUCGCGAGUCAUUUAGGCCUGCUUUCUGCGAACGGUCAAGCUCACCUGAAGGCAUUCACCUUCCCCAAGGGUCGUGUGGAACUGGUGCGUUUGAUGAAUCUGCUCCUCCUCGGGUUCGAUUUGGAUUACACGGACCGCGUGUACCUCACCAUCGCGUGUCUGAGUCGAUUAUACGGUUCGAUUGUCUAUCGUGGCCGAGUGGAACCACGUAUCUUAGCUCUACUCUACAUCCUGUCGGGGUGCUUUGCUGCAGUAAAUCCCUCGAGAUUUGUCCAAACCGAAUUCGCACAGACCUAUCUCACGCCGCUGCUCUCAAUCCUGUCUGAACUCCUUUAUCUUUCUUGUGGUGUUUUCGCUGCGAACGGCGAUCAGUCUGGAUGCCGUUCCAAUCCCGUCGGAAAAAGCAACAACUUGGAAGAAACGGGUGCGUGUCCCGCACUGGCAGAGGCUGCAUCCAGUCUUCUGGCUGUGAUUAUGUAUCGUCUUGUGAACUACACAAUCGAUCUGAGCGAUGUCGACCUCAUGCAAUCGGGCUCGCGACACGCAGUUCCGAACAAUUUGUUUCUGACCACCUCAUGGUGGACUCCCUUCAUCAGUAUCCGGUCCCUGUUCGAACAGAGCGUUCUAUGUCCCCCCUACUCAGACGAAUUCAGCCCUGCCAGUAUCGAGGUCGAAGGGGACCGGGUAGCACGCUUCUGGAUUGUUCCGUCCGAUGAAGCACGCGCACUAGCGGAUCAGUUGAUUCAUCAGUACCUAGUCCCAAUUCUAUCCCGUUUAGAACAGAUUGGUGUAGAGCUGUCAAAAACCGCUACCGGUUUCAACUCAAAGCUCACUCUGCCUGAUCAACGCAAUCAGUUUAGCUCCUUAUUGAUAUGGACCAAUCAUUUGCUCAUGAGCGUCGCGGGUGUACUCGACCCGCGCGAUCCGGACCCCGGGGAUAAAGAUCUCAAACCACCACCUUGGCAUGGUCAUAGCCAUCUCGAGUUGGGUGGGAAGAAAAAUUACUCCACAGUUGUGCCACAACCAGCACUGAAAUUAGGCCUUUUCUCUCCCAAGGUAAUCAAUUCAAAAGGCGAAAAGGUGGGUUUGCGUGAUCGUAUUUUCGAUGUCGGUCUGCAUCUGCUCACAAUUGCGGCUGAUUUGUUCGUCCGGGCUGAUGAUAGUCUUUUAGGACCGGAUUCAAUCAACGUGAAUGGUCUAUCGGCGCCCAUCGAGGAUAACCCAGCUGACAAUGGUGAGUGCAUGUUUGAUCACCUUGUCGUGCUUACUAUGAGUCCUCUGUUUUUGUCUGUGUGUGUGUGCUUAGAUGUGAAUAAGCUUGUUGGAAACGCUGCGUCCAUCGGUAGAUUUUAUAAAUUAGCCCACCGUCUGUUGCUUGUGUUUUGUAUUGCUGUUCUCACUACAGAACGGUAG